This is a messenger RNA of Micropterus dolomieu (smallmouth bass), 5287 nucleotides long. It is a transcript of the gene cep170aa, whose product is annotated as centrosomal protein 170Aa. Lineage: Eukaryota; Metazoa; Chordata; Actinopteri; Centrarchiformes; Centrarchidae. The record is from RefSeq and is a predicted model, not a curated record. The transcript has 22 exons. Gene Ontology annotation, molecular function: protein binding. Gene Ontology annotation, cellular component: centriole. The coding region runs from base 371 to 5227 and encodes 1618 amino acids.
UCCUAUUAUCUUCUCAACUUUGGUUUGCUUUAGCACAUGUGUGUUUGUGUAAAUCUCCGUGUGGAGGCUGCGCACAGCUGCUGUCAGGGUGUGUGAUGUGAUCUGAGUCAGCUAUCAGGGUCGUGGUGGUGAUGUGACGCUCUGAGGGACAUUAGAAAGAAAAAGCAGAUGAGUAGUGCUGAUGGUUACCCAGCUGUUGCAUCAUCCUGGGAUACACGAUGGAGCCAGAUGCUACGUGGAGAGCAGCAGCCGUGUGUUGGCUGCAUCAAAGAACAUAUUAGGAUGGCCUAGCUGUGUUGUGUCCGCAGUCUAUCAGCAGUGAGCUACCUGGACCAGAGGUGUGUAUCAGAGGCAGCAGCAGGUUGCAGCAAUGAGUGUGACCUCCUGGUUCCUGGUGAGCAGCGGGGGGACUCGCCACCGACUACCCCGGGAAAUGAUCUUUGUUGGCCGGGAUGACUGCGAGCUCAUGCUACAGUCGCGCAGUGUGGAUAAGCAGCAUGCAGUGAUCAACUACGAGGCUGGGACUGACGAACACAAGGUCAAGGACCUGGGAAGCCUGAAUGGGACCUUUGUAAAUGAUGUCCGCAUCCAGGAGCAGAUGUACAUCACUCUGAAGUUGGAGGACAAGCUGAGGUUUGGAUAUGAUACCAACCUUUUCACGGUGGUGAGAGGAGAGCUCACUGUGCCUGAGGAGGCUCUAAAGCAUGAAAAGUUCACCAGCGGCCUCCAGCUGAGCAAGAAGCCAUCCAGCGGUGAAAGCACUACAACCACAACCACAAGCAAGUCUCCCACUAAGACCCCAACAAAGACACUGAAGUUAGCCAGCGGCAGCACACAGAGGCCGGUGGAGAGUAGAGCAACAGACGGGGUCACUUCUUCCAAAGAGCCAACAGCUAAACCACUGGACGCUCACAAAGCAGAGGAGAGGUUAGGAGGGGACGUUACAGCGCUGCCUCGUGGGACCCCCCUGUAUGGCCAGCCGUCUUGGUGGGGGGAUGGGGAUGCAGACGAUGAGAACUCAUUUAAACAGGAAACAGGAAAAUCAUCCAACAAGAAACAUGACAGCUCCAUUUCAGACAGCAAAGAGGCACGUCGAGGGGAGAAAGCUAAAGAGGACGGCCUUCAUGCGUCCGCCGCCCAUGAUUCCAGUUACUUUGAGAUCCCUACCAAGGAGGGUCACAUGGCGAAUAACGGCAUCCAUGAGAUUCCCACCAAGGACACAGAGGGCACCACCACUCACACUAGCACCACUACAGCUCAAGGUCACGCCUCCUUCACCAUAGAGUUUGACAACACUUCUCCUGGGAAAGUCACCAUUAAAGACCACGUGUCAAAGUUCACACCCGACCACCACAGAUCUCGCUCUAAGAAGAGUGGAGCAGGAAGUGGAGGAGCAGGAGGAAGGGACUUGAGCACUCUGCAAGCCGCUAUGAUGGCAUCGGAGAGCAAGGUGGCAGAUUGGCUGGCCCAGAACGACCCCACGCUGGUGCGUAGCGAGUCAACGGAGGACGACAGCAAGAGCAACAAGAGCAUCAAGAGUGACGUGCCAGUCCAUCUCAAAAGGCUAAAAGGCAGCAAGCAUGAAGAUGGCACCCAGAGUGACUCAGAGAAUGGAGUGGGCCUGCGUUUCGCCAACCGCCGCCACGCCCUCGAGGAACGCCUAAAGGCAGCACACGGCCACGUGGGAGGAGGAACAGGAGGGGGGAGCAUAACAGUGAGCGGGACCAGGGCAACCAGCUCCCGUACUGCCUUUAUGAUCGAGUUCUACGACGAGGAAAACCCCCGCAAGCGUCGGUCGUAUUCGUUUUCCCAGACUGCACCCCUGCAGGUUGGAGGAGCUGGCGGGGAGGGACUGUUUCCCCAGCCUCCCUCUCAUCCCAAGGUGUUCAGCAUUUCCACCUCUGCCACUACAGCCUCAGACGCAGGUAAGGUCCCAGCUCCAAUAUCGGCUACAGUGGCUGCAGGUGCCCCUACGGCUGCCCGCGUCCUUCUCAAGCAGAGGUCAGAGGACCCGAGUAUUGGUCGCAGCUCAGCCAGUACCGGGCUGGCGACCGGUAGCCCCACCAGCCCCAGCGAGGACGCCUCGGUCGUGGGCAGAGGAGCGGGAACUGCUGGUGGGCAAGCAGAGGACGACCACAGCGAUAAGGGGACCUACACUAUCGAACUGGAGAACAGGAACGCAGAGGAAGAGGAGGCCAGGCGUAUGAUAGACAAGGUGUUUGGUGUGCAGCAGAACCAGGACUCCUCUAGUCUCUCAGACCUGAAAGGAGAAGGAAAAGGAAAGGAUACAGGAGAGACAGGGAAAGAGGCUAUUCCUGGUGACCCGAGCUGGGUCUCUCAGUGGGCCAGUCUAGCUGCCAAUCACACCAGGACCGACCCAGAGGGCUCAGGAGCAGAAACAGCCGCCUUCCUGCACAAAGAGAGAACUGAUGCCUUUGAGUCUGGUGCAUCCCUCAGCCGAGGUGAAUCCUCCUCCAGUCUGACUGACCGUAAGCGCAGGACCCUUCCCCAGCUCCCUGUGGAUGACCCCCGGGCUAAAUCCUGCACCAAAGGUCUGGGACUGAGGUCUGAGAUUGGGGAAAAACAGGACACUGAACCCCAGGAAAAAGAGAACAAGGGAGACGGGGAGUCCCCAACUCCCAUGGGCGACAGUGAGAUGACCAGUAAACGGAAACAAAGCUCCACCUCUUCUCCUUCUAAGGCUCUUCUCCGGACCUCUGGCAGCAGUGAGCGGAGGAAGAAGUCAGAGGAGAGGAAAGGAGGAGGAGGAGGAGGAGGAGGAGGAGGAGGAGAAGAAGGAGGAGAGAAGUCUGGGAAGCCUCUUGUGCGCCAGGGCAGCUUCACGAUUGAGAAGCCCAGCGCAAAUGUCCCUGCAGAGCUCAUCCCACGCAUCAACAGAGGCGGCAGUGGGCGUGAACGCAGUGAUUCCGGGGGCAGCAUGGAUACCGCUACCCUCCUGAAGGACACUGAAGCUGUGAUGGCAUUCCUGGAGGCCAAGCUAAGAGAUGAAAACAAACUAGAGCAGAAAAGUAGUAAAACUGGCAUCAUCACUCACGGUUCAGGUUCUGGCUUCCCCACUCGGACUGACUCCAUCUCUCCUGAGUCAGAUGUGGACACGGCCAGCACAGCUAGUCAUGUGGCUGGAGAGGCAGAGAGGAAGGCAUCAGCCGGUGGCGAACAAAAACGACGUUCCUUCAGCAGCAUGCACCGGGAAAAGAGCAACAUGAGCACAGCUUCCAAGACCAGUGUCACUAAUGCAAGUGCCCGUGAACGCUUGGAGAGGAAGUCUAAAACAAGAACAGUGGAGACGGCGAGCCGGACUGAUGCACGCCGCUCUGUUCAGCCAUCCUCUGCCACCUCCAGAGCACGCCAGCCUUCUCUGGAUCUCACGGAUGAUGACCAGACUUCUUCCUUCCCCAUCUCUGACAUCCUCUCCUCAGACCAAGAGACCUACUCUGGACCACUGGGGCAUUCCAAACUCGACAGCAGGUCUGCAAAAUCCUCCACCUGUGGAUCCUCCAAAACCAGCCGCACUCUCCAGGCAGCCACGACCUCCUCCCUGAACAAGCAGGCCUCACUGCCUCAGCCGCGCCCCACAAGAGCCUCCCUUCUCCGCCGAGCUCGGCUGGGGGAUACAUCUGACACGGAUCUAGCUGAUGCAGACAGGGUGUCUGUAGCUUCUGAGGUGUCCACUACCAGCUCCACCUCUAAGCCGCCAUCCGGUCGGAAGGGACUGUCACGGCUGGACAUGCUGGCUCAGCCGCGCAGGAACCGUCUGGGCUCCAUCUCAGCCCGCAGUGACUCAGAGUGUACAGUGACCCGGAGCUCUACCUCUUCACCCCGCCUGUCAGCUGAGACUGCUCUGCGUCUCGGCUUGCGCUCAUCAACACCAACAGAGAACAGGCUGACGCCCAGGAUGAGGGCCAACAGCGUGUCCAAACUGAAUGAGACCAAGACUAAAACCACUACAUCUGGAUACUGCUCGCCCACAGUGUCCAGUAGCAGCAGGUGGAGACGUCUGCCGCCGGAGUACGGUUCCACCUCAGAGGAAGAGUUUGGCUCCAACCGGAAUUCUCCAAAGCAAGGAGGACGCUCCCACAUACGGCCUCAUCACCUCGUCCCACAUCGCGGCUCGAGACUCAGCACCACCGCCAGCCCAGGUUCCGCCGUGGUGACGGGUCCGGGUGGAGUAGGGGUCAAACACCGCAUGAAAGAGCAAGAGGAGUACAUCAGGGACUGGACAGCACACAGCGAGGAGAUAGCCAGGUUGUUCCCAUGUGUGCGCAGGAUCAGCCAGGACCUGGCUAAGGACUUGGCCAUCCUGGCCCGUGAGAUCCACGAUGUGGCCGGUGAGAUCGACUCGGUCAGCUCAUCUGGCACCGCACCCAGCACCACCGUCAGCACCGCCGCCACCACCCCGGGAUCGGCCAUUGACACCCGGGAAGAGGUAGGCCCUGCACGUCCCACGCAGCCGGAUAUACAGGAGAGCAUGAGAAAGUUGGUGGAUCGGGUGUUUGAUGAAAGCCUCAACUUCAGGAAGAUCCCUCCUGUCAUUUCAACCAAUAAGGCACCAGAGAUCAACGGUAAGCCGGUGGAGCUCCGUCCCCGUGCUCCAGACAGCCUGGAGCCCCGAGCUCUGAGAAGACGCACCUGGAACCGAGAGGAGGCGGUGUUGGACAGCCUGCUGCUCAAUUCAGUUUCUCAGCUGUCCUCCAAGAUCAGACACUCUGUCGACAAAACAGCAGGAAAAAUAAGGAUAUUGUUUAAGGAUAAGGAAAGGAACUGGGAUGAAAUUGAGAAUAAACUGCGAUCGGAGAGUGAUAUACCACUCCUGAAAACCUCCAACAAGGAGAUCUCCUCAAUUCUGCUCGAACUAAAGAGAGUUGAGAAGCAGCUUCAAGUGAUCAAUGUGAUGGUAGAUCCAGAUGGGACUCUGGACGCCCUGGCCAGCCUCGGCCUGACCAGUCCCACCACCCCUACCAAGCCCCAAACCGCCAAAACAACCUCCCCCUCUGCCACGAGCCCUGGGUCUGUGCUCCCAGCCAAAGAAUCACUGCCGGGGAUCCUUCCUGUGCCCGGAGGAUCAACAGCUAGGGUUCAGGCUGCCUGUGCCAGCACAGAGGAGACUGCACGACAACCCAGCGUGGGUCUGGAGUUAACAGGAGUCGGAGGACUGCCCUUCAGCCGCGUGCGGCCAAGCGGGGAGGAGGCCAUCGCACAGAAGUGAGCAGAAAGUUUCCCUGAAAUCAACAUGAUGUGAAUAAACAUGAGUCUGGAUUGGAGUGCA